Molecule: messenger RNA, 1833 nt
Organism: Ceratosolen solmsi marchali
Lineage: Eukaryota; Metazoa; Arthropoda; Insecta; Hymenoptera; Agaonidae
Product: TOM1-like protein 2
Exons: 8
Coding region: 61-1521 (486 amino acids)
Biological process (GO): signal transduction
Cellular component (GO): endosome; membrane
Molecular function (GO): clathrin binding; ubiquitin binding; phosphatidylinositol binding
Source: RefSeq, a predicted model, not a curated record
CCUGUUGUGUCUAUAUAUUACAGAUAGUCUUAGUUCAGUACAAUAAUCAACUAAGGAAGCAUGUCAUUUUUUGGAGUUAACGUAACUAAUCCAUUUACCUCUGUGCUUGGACAAAAAAUAGAACAAGCCACAGAUGCAAAUUUGCCUAGUGAAAAUUGGGCACUUAAUAUGGAAAUUUGUGAUAUGAUUAAUGAAACAGAGGAUGGUCCUAGAGAUGCUGUUAAAGCUAUUAAACGUAGAUUAAGUCAGGCAGCUGGUAAAAACUAUAUCAUCGUUAUGUAUACUCUUAUUGUUCUGGAAACCUGUGUAAAAAACUGUGGUAAGCGUUUCCAUGUAUUAGCAUGCUCCAAAGAAUUUGCAUUGGAAUUAGUAAAAUUAAUUGGACCAAAGAAUGAUCCUCCAACAAUUGUACAAGAAAAAGUACUGAAUCUAAUACAGACUUGGGCAGAUACAUUUCGAAACCAGCCACAUACACAAGGUAUUGUACAUGUUUAUCAAGAACUCAAAACAAAAGGAAUUGAAUUUCCAUGUACUGAUUUGGAUACAAUGGCUCCUAUUAUAACUCCUGAAAGGAGCGUUCCGGAACUUGAAGGGUCAAUCAUCAGCGGUGCGGCAGCGGCGGAGCCAACCUCGACCUCUUCGUUGAUAAAUAACGUCGUGAUUGGUCAGCCGAUGCAAACUUGUCAUUGUCCGAGUGGUACCCAGGCUGUCCGACUCAGCGAACAGCACCUGCUCAAAUUGCGUGGUGAGCUCGACGUUGUUCACGGCAACAUGCGCGUUCUUUCAGAGAUGCUCGCUACGCACUCGGUUGGGCUUCAGGAGAAAACGUCCGAGCACGUUCUCGUUGAAGAUAUGGAGCUCCUUGGAGAACUUCAUGAUACAUGUAAGGCUAUGCAGGAGCGUGUUAUAGAAUUAAUUGGGAAGCUUGCCCAUGACGAAUUGACAGCGGAACUAUUGCAGAUCAAUGACGAAAUGAAUAAUUUAUUUCUGCGCUAUGUACGUUUUACCAAGAACCAAAAGGUGCCAACAAGUGCGAUGGUUGCAGAGGCCAUCGGUACAGGUCCCACCACUUCCAGAAAGAAACUCGAUAGUGGAGAUGCUCUCAUUGAUCUGUCGGAUGACGAAAUUGGUGCUACAGCACUGCCCAUCGUUUCUCUCAUUAAGCGUGUUGAUGAUUUGGAUCUAGCAGGUGAAAGUAAUGAUAUAAAAUUGCGGCGAAAGGAAGGCGAAGGUGACGAGUUCGAAGUCUUCGCACAAUCACGAACCACUAGUUUCGAUGCUAUUAAAAAUAGACAGGAGUUGCAAAGAAGUGAUAAUGAAACAGAACCUAGUUCAUCUCGUACAAAAAAUUUGAUGGAUAAGACCGUAACAUCAUCCGAAUUUGAGCGUUUUCUAGCGGAGCGUACAGCUGCUGCAGCCAUUGAUGUCGCUCCUAGCACCAGUAAUAGCACCGCUACGGGUUCAACAAUCCAGCGACAAAUCGGCAGUGACUCUGAAGAUAAAUCAUUGUUCGCACUAUAAGCAGUUAUUUUACGGAACUAUUUCUGUCUCAGAUUGUCUUUCCUUUGUUUUAAAAAAAAUUUUAAACUAUACGUAAAUAAUGACAUUUUAAAAAUUAAAUCAUUACUACAGCAUUGCGGCAUGUGCAAUUGGAUAAUUUAGCUUCAAUCGGAGCUGAACCUAAAGUAAUAAUAAAUGGGAAAAUGAACAUGAAGAAAAUAUAAUGUUAUGAUUUCAUACAAUGUUAAAUUUGUUAAACGUAUUAAACAUUGAGUAGUACAGCUUAAUUAUUUGCAUAUAUCAGGAUUUUAUUCACGUAGUUAAGUAACUAUU